AUGACAGUUCCAUUAAAACACUAUUCGUUAUGUUCAUGUUGUACUAAUAAUAAUCAUAAACAAUCGAAUAUUAAACGUUUACCUUCACUUCGUUAUGCAGUAGAUAAUAUGAUAACAUCACUUGUUCAAUUUCUCUAUGCAAAUAAUCGUUUUAUGCGUACACAAGAAAAAUCGCAUCAAUCAAUUGGUGAUUUACUUUCAUUUCAUACUCUACCGUAUGCAUUUAAAAAUAUGGUCGAAGCCACAACUGAUCUGGCCAAAAGUGCACGACGUAUUAAACAUAUCGAUACACGAACAUUAACACGAUCCGAGAGGGAAGAACAGCAACAGCAAAUAGUUUGA
Molecule: messenger RNA, 342 nt
Organism: Rotaria sp. Silwood2
Lineage: Eukaryota; Metazoa; Rotifera; Eurotatoria; Philodinida; Philodinidae
Source: the annotation of a GenBank genome assembly